Fusarium coffeatum is the source of this 957-nucleotide messenger RNA. RefSeq lists its product as uncharacterized. The record is from RefSeq and is a predicted model, not a curated record. Lineage: Eukaryota; Fungi; Ascomycota; Sordariomycetes; Hypocreales; Nectriaceae. Bases 1 to 957 code for a protein of 318 amino acids. Gene Ontology annotation, molecular function: acetyltransferase activity. The transcript is spliced from 2 exons.
AUGUCGGCCAUAUACUCUGAAGCCCAAGUCGCCAAGUUUCUCAAGCAUAUACAAAUACCACAAGAAUUCUACGUCGGCAACGAGCCUAUUCUCGAUCAUGCCUUUCUCACAGUCCUGCAUCAGCAUAUGAUUGCAACGGUUCCCUAUGAUAACAUGACGUUGCAUUACUCGUCGCAUCGCGACAUCACUCUUGAGCCUCAGGCUCUGUAUCAGAAGCUUGUGCUCGAUGGGCGCGGAAGAGGAGGUUAUUGUAUGGAGAGCAAUCUGUUCUUCUGCUACAUGCUCCGAGCUCUUGGUUUUCAGGUGUAUCCUGUUGGUGUACGAGUCCGUCUUCGAAAAGAUGGUGUUCCUCAUGGCGGAUAUCCGGGGUGGGUUCACAUUGUCAACAUCGUGACACUACCUGACAACUCCCGCUGGGUGAUCGAUGCCUCUUUUGGCGGCGAUGGCCCUACAAAGCCCAUGCCUCUGGUUGAGGGCGCCGAGUGGCGCAAUAUGGGCACCCAAGACGCUCGUCUCAUCAAGGACUUCAUUCCCGGUCAAACAGAGCUCACAGCCGGUCGCCGCCUCUGGAUCUACCAAUGUCGCAACUCACCCGAUCAGUCCUGGACCAGCUUCUACGCUUUCAGUCACUCUGUCGAGUGGCUUCCUGCCGAUUUCGAGAUCUCCAACUGCUACACAGGCACGAGCCCUCGAAGUUUCCAAACACACACCGUUCUGGUUGUCAAGUUCAUGUUGAGGGAAAGCAAGACGUCACCGACGGGCGAAGAGAUUUAUGGAAAGCGCAUGUUGAUUAAUGAAGUAGUCAAGGAGAACCCUGGAGGCAAGACGAUAGUGCUUAAAGAGUUGAAGAGCGAAGAUGAGAGGGUGGAGGCAUUGAAGGAGUAUUUCGGGAUCGAGUUGACGACAGAGGAGAGAGAAGCCAUCAAGGGUUUUGAGACUGAGAUUAAAAGCGAGUAG